Etheostoma spectabile (orangethroat darter) is the source of this 3249-nucleotide messenger RNA. RefSeq names its product RNA binding motif protein 24a (gene rbm24a). Gene Ontology annotation, biological process: regulation of alternative mRNA splicing, via spliceosome; mRNA stabilization; positive regulation of myotube differentiation. Bases 286 to 978 code for a protein of 230 amino acids. Gene Ontology annotation, cellular component: cytosol; nucleus. Gene Ontology annotation, molecular function: mRNA 3'-UTR binding. The record is from RefSeq and is a predicted model, not a curated record. Lineage: Eukaryota; Metazoa; Chordata; Actinopteri; Perciformes; Percidae. The transcript has 4 exons.
UGGGUCCCAAACCUAUUUAGUUAAACAGCAGAGUUACCAAGAAGAGCUGGAAACACCUGAUGGUCUCUGUGGGACAAUCCGCUCCAUAUAACUCUCCUCUUACGUGUCGGAAGAUAAAUCUACCUCCAGGCUUACUUUUUGAGUUUUCGUUGUGUUUUCUCUUCUGAAAAAGUUACAGAGCCAGUUUAUCUCUCAUUUCUUCUCUUCAUCCAAAGAAUUACUGAUAAGGAGACAUUGCACUAUUCUUUUUCUAUUGUUCGCUAUUUAUUGUAUUUUGCACUAACGAUGCACACCACGCAAAAGGACACGACCUAUACGAAGAUUUUUGUCGGGGGUCUUCCCUACCACACCACGGAUUCAAGUCUCAGGAAAUAUUUUGAGGUGUUUGGUGAGAUCGAAGAAGCGGUAGUCAUUACCGACAGACAGACCGGCAAGUCUAGGGGUUAUGGAUUCGUGACGAUGGCGGACCGCUCGGCCGCAGACCGGGCCUGUAAGGACCCCAACCCAAUUAUUGACGGCAGGAAGGCCAACGUCAACCUGGCCUACCUGGGGGCCAAGCCACGGGUGAUGCAGCCAGGUUUCACCUUUGGUGUUCCCCAAAUUCAUCCUGCAUUCAUCCAAAGGCCUUAUGGCAUCCCGGCCCACUACGUGUACCCUCAGGCCUUCGUUCAGCCCAGUGUGGUCAUCCCUCAUGUGCAACCUACCGCGGCUGCACCUGCCACCGCUUCCUCCCCCUACAUCGACUACACCGGAGCUGCCUACGCGCAGUAUUCUGCAGCCGCAGCCAACGCUGCCGCUGCAUAUGAGCAGUAUCCCUACGCUGCAUCCCCUGCCGCUGCAGGCUACUUAGCUACUGCCGGCUACGGCUAUGCAGUUCAGCAGCCUUUAGCCACGGCUGCCCCAGGCUCAGCCGCCGCUGCAGCUGCAGCCUUUGGUCAGUACCAGCCUCAGCAGCUGCAAGCCGAUCGCAUGCAAUAGCAGUCACUGCAACCACUGGACAUGCAGAUAGAGGAGACCUGCACCCAGCCACAGCUGAUAGGUCAGAAGGAGCAGCGAAGGAAAAGGAAGAGGGAGUGGCCUUAAGGGUGGGUGUGUCAGCAACUUAGAGGCAGAGUUGCUUUAAAAAGGUGAUGAUGAUGAUGAUGAUGAUGAUGAUGAUGGUGGUGAUGAUGAUGAUGAUGAUGAUGAUGAUGAUGAUGGUGGUGAUGGUAGUGAUGAUGGUGAGGUGGGAACCCUUUACAGUAACUUUCCAACUUGCUGUGCUUCAACCAAAAAACGAGAAAAUGAAAAAAAGUCGCAGAACAAAUAAUGGAAAGUGAUAUGCUAUUAUUGUUGUUGUUAUUACUAUUAUUAUUAUCAUUACUAUUAUUAUUGUAGUAGAGUACUUAUUUCUAGAGAAGAAAAGCAGGAACUAAUCCCUGUGGUUGGUAUAGAUGUUAAACUAAGCCUUUAAGUCCUAUUGCUGUCUUUAACGUUAGUUAAGGAGACUGUUCUCUCAUUUUUUUUUUCAGUUAUUUGAUGCCCUCAUAACGUUUAUAUUUAUUAUUGUUAUUAUUACAAAUUGGGGGCUGUUAUUGUUCUUUUUGUCUUUGCAAGUGCAGUUUUUGAGUUAAUAAUUUCUGAUAAUCAGGGAAAUGGAACCGUUUCCAACGUGUUAGCUAUUAUUAUGUGACCUCUGUUGGGAAGUCGAGGAGUCGUAACUUGUCGUGUCACACAUAUUUGAAGAACUACCUUUUUAUCUUCCUGAUGCUGAAUGUCCCUUUUUUACAUUAUGUCUUGACCUUUUGACCUAUGCAAACAAAUCACCAGGAGACAAAAAACAACAUAGAAAAGAAACUGAAAAUGUCAUCAACUCUGACUUGAUUCUUGGACUAAAGGGGGACUUGGCAAACAAAACAAACGCACUGACAAAAGGAAAGAGGUUGAAAAUGGCUUCAGACAAUGAGAAACACUAAAUCAGUCCCUUUUCCACAUGUUUCACCUACACAGACGCAUGCAUCCAGAGUUGCACACAUAGCAGUCAAAGACAAAGGCAGCACAGUUGUGUUUCUCUCUGACUCUGGGAUGGAGAGAAAGAAAAAGAGGGAGAGAGCAGCUGCUGGUGGGGGUGGACAGAGCCGCUCCAGCGCCACACAGACGGAUCACUCUGGAAAGAACGCAUCACUUGUGCUCGUUUGUUGAGCUGUCACAUUUUAAUCCCUGGCCAGGCCCAUUUGGGAACCAACUUCACAGCCCUACACCCAACUCAACAGGGUAACAGAGCCCCAGAGCAGAGCACCCACCCCCACCCCCACCCUCCCAGUCAGGCAGCCCUGCAGCUGUCAGCACUUCCACCUCCGUGCUGCUGUAGUCUGGUGUCAGGUACACACUCACAAACACACACACUUUCAACCAAAGCCACCCCAACAACUGGUCUGCCUCAUGUCUGUCAAAAUCACCAGGUGGGGUGAGGGAGAACGGGGGUUUGACUCUUUGAUGUAAUGUUGGUCUGUGUGCCUAGAUUUUUACUGCUAUUUAAGUGAGAAAAAAAACAGAAAAAAGAGAAUUCUACUAUUUAAGAUAUUUAUUUUUGGGGGUUGACUAUGUUGACGCUCUGAGAGUAGAGACUUAGUGGCGGUACUGUAUUAAUAAUAUUAUGUACUCAUCUCAAGGCAUAUAUAAGUUAUUGAUUAGUUUUAGUAAUAAUAGUACUAUAAUAAUUAUUAUUAACAUACUCAACCAAAAAUGACAAUGUAGGAGUUAUUUAAGAUACUGUUAUGUGCACUGUACUUUUAUUUUUUUUGUCUUUUUGAUUCUUUAGAACAUGACAUUAAAUAUUAGCUCAAUGCCUUUUGUAGGGAAGAAACUUUAUUUAAAUGCAGGCCUGUUUGCAUGCAGAUUGUAAUCUGCCUCUUCUGUGUUCAGAUGAGAGGAUAAAAAUAAUAAUAAUUUCACAAAAAACAAGCGAAAAUGCUGCUUUCUCCACUAGAAUGUAUAGUUGUCGUCAAGGUUUCAGUAGCUGUGCUUCUUUUGCUUAAUAUUCAUCAGAUGGGCUAUUUUACACUGUUGGGAAUUUUUAUACUUGAAUUAUUUCUUACAAGGGAAAUAUGAAAAAAAAGACAAAAAAACUUUUGAAGAAAGCUUUUCAUGGUCACUGGAUGAAGGCAAGUGUUUGUAGUUAAUGCAAAGGUCCUGUUGAUAUUAAAACCUUUACUUCAGAAUUUCAACACCAUUUACUUCUAAUUGGAAUAAAAUAUUCUAUAUUUAAAA